AGACGCAUCUUCAACCGGGACGCUGCGGUUGCUUGUGGCGUCUCGUCGCCCCCGACACACACACAUACACACACGCACGCGCGAGGGCGCCGGCGGCGCCGGCGGCGGGGCGUGGGUUGCGUUAUCAGCCCGAGGGCUGAGGCGGCUGUGACCUCCAGUCUGCGGCGUCGGAAUCACUUUUACUCGCGCGGGCGCGACGGCGGAGGCGAGAGUGCUGCGCUGGCCGUGGCAGUGUCCCACGGGAGCUGGGGUUGUCGACGUGCCGCGAGCGACCGCUCCACCGAGACACGGCGCCGGACACGUGCCGAGUGUCCCUGACAGGACACUGGCGCAGGACACGGCUGAGGUGCGGCAGAGGCACCAAGGGAGUACGGACCGGGUCACCAGAGCCAACGCUGCCGGAGGAGAAACGCAGCGGGAAAUAUGAAGGUGCCGCUGACGUGGCUGCUGGUGCUGCUGGUGAUCCUGGUGACACUGGUGCCGCCCAGCACACCAGCCAGAAGGUGGCGACGGUUCAGGAUACGGGUACCACGCGCCAUGCACGCUCUGCGCCGUGUCGGCAAGGAGUCCUACUCCCGGGAGCGGUUCCUGGCUAUACCGCAGAUACCGUACCCCUACUACCAGAGGCCGCGGUACCGGUACCCUUUCUACGACCGCUACGGUCACGGGAAACUGCUGUACGGGUACGGAGACGGACACCUGUACACCUACACCCAGUUCAAGCCGCUCGACGGGUACAGCAAACGCCGGUAGACGACAGCCCGUCGCACGCCCGGCAGCCUGGACGAAUAGCCGUCGCCGCCGCCUCCGUACGAUACAGCGCGUAGCGAUGAAGGUUUGAAGACGGCGCCAGGGUAGGUGGGGAGGUGAAACAGAGGCAAGAGGCUACAGACGUCCACGAUCGGUCUAAUUAUGGAGAUCAAUUGACUGGUUCAACAGAGAUCAGCUGUCUGAUCCUACGGAGAGCAAGCGAUCAUACAGAGAUCAUGUCUGACCCAGCGGAGAUCGUCUGAUUCUUCGAAAAUCAUAUGACCGUCCUAGCGGCGAUCGUGUGAUCUUUCGCAAAGAUCAUCUGUCCGAAUCUACGAAGAUCAGCUGGCUGAUCCUGUGUAGAUCGGUUGUCUUCCUACGGAUGCUAUGAAUAUCACUGGUCUAACCGAGCGAUGGCAGCUGGCGUUAUCCAGCUGGCGGCGGCUUAAAGAGCUUUGACGAGGCUCGCGGCGUGCGCGGUGGACUGAUGUUUUAGAAGCCGAAGUGUGUGGACUGUGGAGGCAUGGAAAGAUGAGCAAUGAUUCGCUGGAUGAUUCGAGUGUGUAGCUGAUGUGCUUUGAGUGUGUAUCCGAGAAUCGAGAGGGUUUGAAAGAGUGUAGUGCGAUCUCAUGAACAUGUGCCUUCUCUGUGUCGCUACAAAGUGCAAAUCGAGAGUUCUAUUAGAAAGAGAACGAUCAGCGGUUAAAAAACGCAUGAGACAAUUUAACGCCAAGUUUAAAGGUCAAUGCGUAAAGGUUAUUUCUGUAAUAAUCAAAUAUCAACCGACCUCGUCCCAUGAAGCUCGGUUCGUUGAAUGAGGCUACUGACAUAGCCGACUCUGCUCAAGCCGUGUUUCUUGUUGUAAAUAAGCAGAUGCAGGUGAAUAAACAUUAAACAUCUAAGUGACGAAA
Messenger RNA from Amphibalanus amphitrite, 1661 nucleotides. RefSeq lists its product as uncharacterized. The record is from RefSeq and is a predicted model, not a curated record. Lineage: Eukaryota; Metazoa; Arthropoda; Thecostraca; Balanomorpha; Balanidae. The transcript has 4 exons. Bases 424 to 753 code for a protein of 109 amino acids.